Messenger RNA from Cervus elaphus (red deer), 1213 nucleotides. It is a transcript of the gene ITM2A, whose product is annotated as integral membrane protein 2A. Gene Ontology annotation, molecular function: amyloid-beta binding. The transcript is spliced from 5 exons. The coding region runs from base 22 to 702 and encodes 226 amino acids. Gene Ontology annotation, cellular component: Golgi apparatus; extracellular exosome; plasma membrane. The record is from RefSeq and is a predicted model, not a curated record. Gene Ontology annotation, biological process: negative regulation of amyloid precursor protein biosynthetic process. NCBI's taxonomy places the organism in Eukaryota, Metazoa, Chordata, Mammalia, Artiodactyla, Cervidae.
CGCGCAGUCCGAAGAUUCACCAUGAUGAAAAUUGCUUUCAACACACCCACAGAGGUGCAAAAAGAGGAGGUGCAGCAAGACGUGGAGGCCCUUGUAAGCCGCACGGUCCAAGCCCAGAUCCUGACCGGCAAGGAACUCCGAGUUGCUGCCAAGGAAAAAACAGGUUCCUCUGGGAGAUGUAUGCUUUCUCUCUUAGGCCUUUCAUUCAUCUUGGCAGGACUUAUUGUUGGUGGAGCCUGUAUUUACAAGUACUUCAUGCCAAAGAGUACCAUGUACCAUGGAGAAAUGUGCUUCUUUGAUUCUGAGGCUCCUACAAAUGCCCUCCAAGGAGGGGAACCCUACUUCCUGCCUGUGAUGGAAGAGGCUGACAUUCCUGAGGAUGACAACAUUGCAAUCAUUGAUGUGCCUGUCCCCAGAUUCUCUUAUAGUGACCCUGCAGCAAUUAUUUAUGACUUUGCAAAGAGUGGGAAAUACCUGCUUCACACUUAUGUGGUUCAUGAAGAUCUGGUUGCUGUAGAAGAGAUUCGUGAUGUUAGUAACCUUGGCAUAUUUAUUUACCAACUUUGCAACAAUCGCAAGUCCUUCCGUCUUCGUAGAAGAGACCUGUUGCUGGGUUUCAACAAGUGUGCCAUUGAUAAGUGCUGGAAGAUUAGACACUUCCCCAGUGAAUUUAUUGUUGAGACCAAGAUCUUUCAAGAGUAAAAGGCAACAGGAAAUGAGCAUAUUUAGUAAUAGGAUCAGAGAUUUACUAUAUAACUUCAACAUUAAAGUGUGUGGGAUACUCAAGAUAUUUAUUCAUGCAUUUAUCUAUGGCUUAUAUUUUUUUAAGGGGAAAAGAAGAACUAGUAACCACUGCAAGCGUUUGUCAAAUUUUAAUUUAAUAGGCAUUACUAGUUGUUUGAAAUGGCAAUAAAAUAAUUCUUACCUUUUUCUUUUGAAUUUAUGUGGUUUAGAUAUCUGAAAGCAGCAUGAACGUGUCAGCUACAACACUGACAAUGAAUUCCAUCCUUUGUAUGUGUGUGUGUUUCUAAGUAAGCUCUUUAAUCAUAGAGUAGAGCAUGUUUUAAAUUUAAAAUAUUUAAAUUUUUUGACCUUUUGUGUAAAGCAUGCCAAAUUGCUCAACACUGUUAAGUUUCAUUUUGUUUCUCAUUUUGUACAACUUUCCUGAAUUUAGAAAUUAUAUCUUUACAUUUCUGUUUGGUGUUCUGUAAUA